AUGGCCCAUCUAACACACCAUGCCCCCGCAUCCCUAGUCUCCCAAGGGCUGGACCUAGACUCGGAAAUCAUUUCGAUCCGCGCAGAAAUCUCCAAUCUUCAACGGCGCAAACGCGUCCUCGCAUCCAGCCUCCUCGCCGCGGCUCCCAUCCAAAAGCUUACCCGCAAGCCGCCCCCGGCCCUUACCUCGAUCCACGACGACGUGUCUCCCCUCGUCCGUGCCGCCGGCAAUCAUGCCCAAUCCAAUCACUACCGUAUCGCCUUCGGCGCAACCGCGUUUCCCUUCACAGACCCCUCCCCUCAAACACCGGACACGCUCCUCGGGGUGCGCAUCGACGUCUGUGUGCGCAGCGGCCGCUUCGCGAAGCCGUACUACAUCCUCUUAAAGCGGGAUGGCCAGCCAGGCGAUAAGCAAAGGCGCUUGCGCGUGCACAAGCAUACCAUUCCGGCGUUCAUUGCGGUGGAUAGGCUGGAGAGCGUGUACCUGCGCGUGCCGGGGUUGCGGAAGCGAACUCAGGAUGAGAUGGACACGGAUUCGGAUAUAGAAGAUGGGUCAAGUGUGACGAGCAAGAAAAGACAAGCCGGGUCUCUAAGGCAGGAUUUGCGCGGCUUCGUGCGCGAGUUGAGGCGGGACCUUGUCGCAUGGCACUUGCGGUGCGAUGCGGUCGAGCUGUUACGGGAGAAGCUAGGGCUGAGUGAGGAAGAAAGUCAAUUAGACGAGUCGGAGCGGUUGUCGCCUGAGAGUCGGGGUGGGGUUGUUUCGGUGGCGGAGACUGCAGUUGAGGCGCGGUAUGUGCGGCUGGAAUGGGAGGACGGUCGUGUUGGGCGGUUUAAGUUAACGAAUGCUGGCAUUGUUGAGCGAGCUGUCGUUAUCGGGGAUAAUGGGCGAGACAAGAAGACUGAGGAUGCGAUGACCGGAUCCGGCGGGCGAGUCGAGACGCUGCUGGAGCGAUUGAAGGAUUGUGGCCCGGGUUUGGGAUUGUAG
Molecule: messenger RNA, 984 nt
Organism: Penicillium macrosclerotiorum
Lineage: Eukaryota; Fungi; Ascomycota; Eurotiomycetes; Eurotiales; Aspergillaceae
Exons: 2
Coding region: 1-984 (327 amino acids)
Cellular component (GO): Mis6-Sim4 complex; kinetochore
Source: RefSeq, a predicted model, not a curated record